GCCACCGACCUCGAUAGAUAGAACGCCAGUUGCUCUAAAUAAAAAGAUAGAACGGCUGGGCGAGCGGCACCGCCCUCUUCGCCGGACCCUCCUGCUGGCGACGAUCAUCAACCAGAAAAUAAAGCUGCUUCAGUCUAAGAAAAGAUGAGCAAGACUAAAAGCGGUGGCGAGGAUCGCACAGGAAGGUUACAUAAGAGUAGACGAGCUUGCAAUAGUAAAGGAAGGGCAUCCGAGCCAAUGGCCUCAUCAGUCUCGGAGAAGGUGCGGAAAAGUAAGAAGGGAACUAAGAAGGGGGGCGAUGAUCUCGCAAGCAGACCGGAUGAGAGGGAUGGUGAUCUUCUCCCAAGAUCACAUAAGAGCACAAUAGUUCGCGAUGUAUACACAUAUGCUCGCUACAAGGAACAGUUUGGGGAUCUAGAGUCCAUGGGUUACCCUGAGCCACCAAUAACCAUGCCAGAUGAUGACAUGCUUUUGGUUAAUACUUUUGAGGAGACUUUUGGCGACACAUACCCUGAAGGUGAUUGGCUUGAAUUCAGUAAAAAGGCCUCUUCCAACAUAGAUCGCUAUGUUGUCGCGCUUGCUUCAUUCAGUGGAGAGAAAAGGCAUUUUGCAUGCUCAGGUUUUUUUAUCGAAUGGAACGGAUCUACGGUUAUUGUGACAUCGGCGAGCUUGGUCAGGAGUUCAAGUGAUGAGAACAAGAUUGAUGAAAACUUGAGGAUCGAAGUGUUGCUUCCCAGGAAACGGCGCAUAAAGGGCACGCUACAGCACUACAGUUUACACUACAACGUUGCUCUAGUCAGCGUCGAGGAUUGCCGUGUGGUGUGUCCAGCGAUUAUUCAGCGUCUUCGGUAUGUGUGCUCUAAAAUAGCAGCCGUAGGGCGCUGUUUCGAAUCAGGCGCGCUGAUGGCCGUGAUCGCAGAAGAGGUCACCUGGACAGGCACGCUCGAUUGCGUUUGCGUUGAACGAAUCUCACGUAGAAUCACCAAGGCUGGUACGGGAGGACCCCUUGUUAAUUUGGACGGGGAAGUUGUCGGCAUGGACUUCUACGACACGAGGAUUGGAACCCCUAUCGUGAUGUGGGAUCAUGUUCAGUGCAUUCUGGAACAUUUUCGUGAAAAGAGUAAGGCUGGUGAAGUUGGGAAUGACAGUGGUGAGGCUUUCUGGAAAUUGGAUGGGGAUCCCAGCGACAGGCUAAACAGGUGGCCCGUGCCCGCGCCAUGUUGGCGCAGUCGCGACGACGUGGACGCGGACAAGAAAUCCGAGGAGGAUGAGCUGAACCUCGAACCCCCGCCCCCCAGUGACAGUUUCGACUGGAGCUUCAAUUUCUUCAAUUUUUUUGAACAGGAGCCGGGCUCUAAACCCUCAUCCAGCCGCAGAAGCAACGAACCCCGCAGUAACCCAUACAUAUACGGAUACAUAGAUGGGGAGAGAGUUUUGCUUUCUGUUUGAUAGUGCGUGUCUGCAGCAUUUCGUUGCGUUGUUGGCUAGGUUUCAGUUCACAAGGAUCUGCUUGUUGCUGCUAGUCUUUGCCAAUGUUUCAUGUAGCUGUUGUGCUUGGUCUCUUGGGAUCGCAGAGUGAGUGCAACCUUGUGUAACAGAUGGCGAGGACUUGGUUUAUACUGAAUUCGUUUAUACUAGCAUG
Messenger RNA from Triticum dicoccoides, 1642 nucleotides. RefSeq lists its product as uncharacterized. Lineage: Eukaryota; Viridiplantae; Streptophyta; Magnoliopsida; Poales; Poaceae. The coding region runs from base 145 to 1449 and encodes 434 amino acids. The record is from RefSeq and is a predicted model, not a curated record. The transcript has 10 exons.